CUCUGAUUGGCCAGAGCGCUUUGUCAGGCCCCGGUAGUAGUUUCCUGUAGUCAUGGCAUCGAUCGAGGCAGAAAAGCAGCGAGGCAAAUAUGCUGCCCUGGCCAUCGCAGCUGUGGUCAUCUUGCUGGGGAUCCCUCUGUGGUGGAAGACCACCGAGACCUAUCGAGCCUGGCUGCCCAUCUCACAGAUCAGCGAGCUCGACUCCUUACAGCUCCAGUUAAGUGUUGAGAUAGAGGUGGUCUUCUCUCGAGGAACGCUGAGCCCUGAACUGCAGUCAAAGGUUCCGCUCAGUCAGACCAGAGAGCAGGAGAAUCAAGUAGAUGGAAAGACCAUGCUGCGGUACAGAUAUGAAACCAAGUACCGCACCGCUACUAUCAUGGAAGAAGAUGCAUUGAACCAACCCAGUGCUGAAGAGGCAGAUCUGUCCCUGCAUAUGCUUAGUGAGAGUGCCUGUGGGUCUGUGGUGGUGUAUAUCAUCCCUGAAAGCUCCACCCUGCUGCCAGCGGAUAUGAAGGUGUAUGUUGGGAAGCGGCGCACUGCUCUGCUGCGUGCUGCUCCAUUUGAGGGGGCUGCUGGUCUAAAGGAGGUGCUGUCUUCUCUGGAGCCUCAGGUCAAGCAAGUGGCCGAUACCAUGUCCUUCAGCCACCCGGACAUUCUGGCUGCCCUGAGUGAUCGCAUCCGCAUCGGCCAAGUCAGCAAGGAGAGACUGGCUGACAGCAUGAGGGCCAUAAAGUCCAGUCCAGGUUAUGAAAUCACCUUCAGUCUCCUGAACCCUGACCCAAAGUCACACAGGCUGCACUGGGACAUCGAGGGGGGCGUUCAUAGCUACAUCCAGCCUCUCUUGGACAAACUCUCUCCACUGGCUAAUUUCUCAGUGGACUCUCAGAUCCUGUACUAUGCAGUGCUGGGGGUCAACCCUCGCUUUGACAGCAGUGUGUCGGCCUACACUCUCAACGCAGACAGCCUGGCUCAUGUCAUCAAUCCUGUGGAGGCCAGACUAGGCUCCAAUGCUGCAUCUUCAAACCCUGUGCUGAACUUCCUCCUAUAUGUGCCUGAUGCCCAGCAUUCUCCUCUCUUCAUCAGAGACCACAGCAAGAAGGAGGUUACCUCCAACGCCUUUCACAGCCCACGCUGGGGUGGCAUUAUGGUGUACAACGUGAAUGAUAUGUACAAACCUGAGGCUGAAUUUCCUGUGGAUAUCAACAUCAACAUGGCGAAAGUAAUGGGUGUCUUUUUGGCACAGUUAAGGCUGAUGCUGGGAGUGCAGAAGACUCAGCCUCCCCCCGGUUUUGUGCUGCAGAGUCCAGGCAGUGCAGGUCUGGCAGACUGGGAGCUGGACCGGUUGAUGUGGAGCCGCAGUGUGGAGAAUGUGGCCACGGCGAGCACCACUAUCACCUCCCUCGCCCAGCUGCUCGACCAGAUCGGCAACAUCGUUAUCAACGACAACAUCGCCCAGCAGGUUUCCAGUGCUGUGACGUCUCUGCAGGCAGCAGUGGCUGAGCUGGAGGCCGGGAAUUUGGCCUUUGCCCUGCAGUACAGUAAGGAAGCCAUAUUAGCUUCUGAGCGGGCGUUUUUCGAUCCUUCUCUCCUGCAUCUUUUAUACUUUCCUGAUGAUCAGAAGUUUGCCAUCUACAUCCCUCUGUUCUUGCCGAUGUGCGUGCCCAUCAUGCUGUCGCUGCUGAAGAUCGCCAGUGAGAUCAGGCAAAGACGUGCAGAAAAACUUGCCAAAAAAGACUGAAGACAGCCAAUCACAAGCUGGGGAUUUAAGGACUGGGUUGUCUGGGACUGCUGUUAUUUCUAUGCACUGUUUUUUUUUUUUUUUUUUCAUUCCCCUUCCUCCGUUACACCAGAUCAGCAGACAUUACUCCCCUAAGGCCUGUCUGAGUUCUUCUAACUCUUUCUGAGAUUAAGUCAAGUUAGUGCUUAUUUAAAUUAAGCUCAUUCACAAUUCUAAAUGACAUCUGUUUUAUUUCCCAGUUACAUUAUCUAGUAAAGCAGAAAGUUGCUGUGGUAGUUUUUAUAAACAUAAGAAGCCCUCUACACACCGUUUCACUGUACAUACCAACAUUUAUAUCAGAUGGUGUUACAACUGCAUUUAACUGCCCUGCAGUUGCUGUACUGUAUAUUGGGAUGAGCAGUUUCUGUACAAAAAAUUUCAUUGGAACAUGAUUAAUCCAAAAAGUCUCUUGGGCAAGGCCUCUGCUCAUUUUGGUGUUAAAACUGGGUCUAAAUACUAGUAGCAACUGGUUUUGGUUAUGUACAGUAGAGGAGCAUAGGGAAUGAUUGUGUGAAAAAGCAGAUUUCAUACUGAAAGUGGAAUUAUAUUAUUAUACACAGUGAUGAAUGCAAUAAUGUUAGACCUGUUAACAUUGUUAACAAUGUUAGACCUGUUAACAUUAGACUUAUGAAAACAUGGAAACCUGACAAACCUCUAUACUGUACCUGUAUAAUGCGUUAGUGUUAAAUAACACUGUUCAUAUGACUGGAAGGAAAACACUGUACAGCCGAGCACCUUUCGAGUUGAUAUAAUUUGAAACCUUUUUCUUUUGUAACUACUGAUUUCCCCCCCACACAAUCUUGUGCAGGCUUAUGAAAUGUUGUUUUUGUGAAAUAUUUAUUAUUUUAAUGUUAUAAAUAAAUAAGAAAUCAAUUUAA
Messenger RNA from Astyanax mexicanus (Mexican tetra), 2655 nucleotides. It is a transcript of the gene pigs, whose product is annotated as phosphatidylinositol glycan anchor biosynthesis, class S. The record is from RefSeq and is a predicted model, not a curated record. The transcript is spliced from 12 exons. Bases 53 to 1738 code for a protein of 561 amino acids. NCBI's taxonomy places the organism in Eukaryota, Metazoa, Chordata, Actinopteri, Characiformes, Acestrorhamphidae. Gene Ontology annotation, cellular component: GPI-anchor transamidase complex. Gene Ontology annotation, biological process: attachment of GPI anchor to protein.